Lotus japonicus is the source of this 1686-nucleotide messenger RNA. Its product is annotated as probable sodium/metabolite cotransporter BASS3, chloroplastic. The transcript is spliced from 5 exons. Gene Ontology annotation, cellular component: membrane. Lineage: Eukaryota; Viridiplantae; Streptophyta; Magnoliopsida; Fabales; Fabaceae. The record is from RefSeq and is a predicted model, not a curated record. Bases 47 to 1375 code for a protein of 442 amino acids.
UUGCAUUGUGUUACUCCAAGUAACAGUGUUUAGUUCACCGAUACAUAUGCGAAUCGCAUCUCUAUAUCCUCCUCCUCCUCCCUCAUCUUCUUCUCUUCUUCCCAUUCCACUUCAAACUCACCUCACCUCUCAAAUGGCCUCAAUCCCCGUUCCCUGUAGGCCAAACCUUCAUCUUCCACCCUCUCAACCCCUCUUUCACUCUCGCUCUCGCGCUCCGUCCCCUGCUUCCUUUCCAACCUCAAGCCUUCAAAGGGGCACCGACGGUGGUGCCGUUUCGAGUUUGUCAUGGCAGCUCCGUCGGAGGAACGGGUUCUGCCGUGGGAGACAACAAGGGAAGCCGUGGUUGUUGUCGUUUCGGGUUGAUGAUGGAAAUGCUGUUGGUGAAGAGGAAGAACGGGAUUUGUCUCAGACUCUCUCUGCAUUGCUUCCGUUCGUUGUUGCUGCCACUGCUGUUGCUGCUCUUGCUCAACCUUCCACUUUUACUUGGGUAUCCAAAGAUUUAUAUGCCCCUGCUCUUGGUGGGAUUAUGUUGUCUAUUGGAAUAAGACUAUCCAUAGAUGAUUUCGCUCUUGCAUUUAAAAGGCCUUUACCACUGUCCAUCGGGUUUAUUGCACAGUAUGUGCUGAAACCUGCUCUUGGGGUCUUGAUUGGGAAGGUGUUUGGUUUAUCUAGAAUGUUUUAUGCAGGCUUUGUCCUCACAGCUUGUGUUUCAGGAGCCCAGCUAUCCAGCUAUGCAAACUUUAUAAGCAAAGGGGAUGUAGCCUUAGGCAUCCUUCUUACAAGCUAUACCACUAUUGCAUCAGUUAUUUUUACACCUCUUUUAACUGGUCUUCUGAUUUCAUCCGUUGUUCCGAUUGAUGCAGUUGCCAUGUCAAAGUCAAUACUACAGGUUGUUCUUGCUCCAGUGACUCUUGGUCUUCUUCUCAAUACAUAUGCAAAGCCAGUUGUGUCUGUUCUUCAACCUGUGAUGCCAUUCGUUGCUAUGAUUUGUACGUCACUGUGCAUUGGAAGCCCUCUUUCUAUAAACCGAAGUCACAUUUUGUCAGGCGAAGGUCUCCGAUUGGUUUUUCCAGUAUUACUAUUUCAUGCUGCUGCCUUCACUUUAGGAUAUUGGUUCUCAAACAUUCCAUACUUGAGGCAGGAAGAACAGGUGAGCAGGACAAUUUCAUUAUGCACAGGGAUGCAGAGCUCCACGCUUGCAGGCCUACUUGCAACCCAAUUUUUGGGAAGUACUCAAGCAGUUCCUGCGGCAUGUUCUGUGGUUGCCAUGGCUAUAAUGGGUCUCUGUCUUGCCUCUUUUUGGGGAGGGGGUUAUGUAAUUCGGGAUGUGUUGUCAUUUUGUCCACUCAGAACCAAUUCUGCUGUUAAGGCUUAGCUUUUUGUUUCUGGUGCUGUCAUUGAGGCUUAUUUGUUACCCUUGGUUGGGGGGUAGGAGCAUGAUAAAUUUAGUCAAGUGGUUCUAACUAUACGUAAAAUUCAAGGGUAUAGGGUUAGGCACAUGUGAACCAGCAAGAAAGAGGUAUCGCUACUAACCCGAAAUGCUCAUGACCAGAUAAAUAUUUACAUUGUAAGGCAGGUAUAGAUUCACAAAUACCUUUUGUUUAGCUGUGAACUAACACACCUUUUGUACAUAGACAUAGACUCAGUGUAUAUUAUAAAUCUAUAAAUUAUUUGGCAGUUAAUAGA